This is a messenger RNA of Egretta garzetta (little egret), 6418 nucleotides long. It is a transcript of the gene INSIG2, whose product is annotated as insulin induced gene 2. The record is from RefSeq and is a predicted model, not a curated record. Gene Ontology annotation, biological process: SREBP-SCAP complex retention in endoplasmic reticulum; cellular response to insulin stimulus; SREBP signaling pathway. The transcript is spliced from 5 exons. Lineage: Eukaryota; Metazoa; Chordata; Aves; Pelecaniformes; Ardeidae. Gene Ontology annotation, cellular component: SREBP-SCAP-Insig complex; endoplasmic reticulum. The coding region runs from base 117 to 794 and encodes 225 amino acids.
UUUCUUAAUUAUUUUUCAGGGUUUGGGUAUCUCCUAAUUGAGGAGUGUCAAAAUACUGAUUGCAAGUGAAUCCUCCUCAGUCAGCCUGUUGGAUGUCUCUGAGAACAUAAGAAGUCAUGGCAGAAAAUGAUGCAAUGCCGACCUUACCAAAAAAGUGUGGCCCAUACAUUUCAUCUGUAACCAGUCGUGGCAUGAAUUUGGUAAUUCGUGGUAUAGUGCUGUUUUUUAUUGGCGUAUUUCUUGCAUUAGUAUUAAACUUGCUUCAGAUCCAGAGAAACGUUACUCUCUUCCCCCCUGAUGUGAUCACAAGCAUCUUCUCCUCAGCUUGGUGGGUACCACCUUGCUGUGGCACAGCGUCAGCUGUGAUUGGGUUAUUGUACCCAUGCAUGGACAGACAUCUGGGAGAGCCACAUAAAUUUAAGAGAGAAUGGUCCAGUGUAAUGCGAUGUGUAGCUGUCUUUGUGGGAAUAAAUCAUGCCAGCGCUAAAGUGGAUUUUGCCAACAAUAUCCAGUUGUCUCUCACAUUAGCAGCCCUGUCAAUUGGACUGUGGUGGACAUUUGAUAGGUCACGAAGUGGCUUUGGUCUUGGGGUAGGAAUUGCUUUCCUGGCCACAUUGGUGUCACAACUUCUGGUCUACAAUGGAGUUUAUCAGUACACAUCUCCAGAUUUCCUUUAUGUUCGUUCCUGGUUGCCAUGUAUAUUUUUUGCUGGUGGAAUAACUAUGGGCAAUAUCGGCAGGCAGCUGGCAAUGUAUGAAUGCAAAGUCAUUGCAGAGAAGUCUCAUGAGGACUGAGGAGAAACAAUAUGCACCUUUUAAACAGGAAAAUAUCUGACAAAUGACUGUUGGAGGAGCAUAAGGAACACUUGACUAUGAAAUUGCCAAAACGCAAUUUUUUUCCCUUGAGUGGUACACUUUACUGCAAUCUGUGAUUGCUGCUUCUAUAGAAACCUUGAUGUCUGAUUUUGAUUACUGUGAAGUUACGAUAGUAUGCAAUACAUUUGACAAUAUUGGUUCAAUUAUAGGGAUUCUUUUUUCCAAAUCUAAACUGAGUUUACCAUAAGUUCUUGUCUGGCCAUAAUGUUGCAGUGCCAAACUGAACCUUUGCACUACGUUUCUGUAGCUGAAACUUCUGCUUCACUUUAUCUUGAAAGUUUUGAGGAAUUUGUUCUUAAUAGCUCAGUGAAAGACAGGGGAUUCAAAUUUGGGAAUGAAGAUCUUCUCUUUCCAUGAUGAUAGCCCGUUAAUAUCUUUAUGAAAUUCAUGGAUUACAGGUGAGCUUUGAUGCAAUAAGUAACUGAUUUCUGCCUGUUAACACACUGUAUUGUUGUUCUAACAUCACAAGUGAGGAAACUUAAUACGGAUCGUAUGGGUUAUUGCUGUAGCAUUUCAUUUGUCUGUGGUACGUGCCCAGUAUCACAGAAUACGGAAAUGGAAACUGAGGCUGGAAAUUAUUUGCUGUUUUUUUCCCCUGGUACAAGCAGUAUACAUGUUUGUAUAUGAACUUAUGUGGACAGAUUCUGAAACUACUUGUGUUGAGUAACCGGGUCAUUCUUGUACAGUCCCUUAAGCUGACUUGUGUUUAUCCCUUAUAAAAAAAAAAAAAAAUCUUAGGGAGAUUUUGUUGCGAAACUUAAUUCCACUGAACUAAAUAAGCCACUACCAUAUAGUGUCAUGAAACCCUCCAUUACCAAUGUUACUCUUGCUAGUUCUUGUCUACUACCUGCUCUGUUAGCAGGGAUCGGCAGAAGGAGGCAAGGCGGUAUUUUAGGUACUGAUGUAGCCCUUAUUGCUGUGACUAUGGUCCAGGCAACCAUAAAUGCAUUUGUUCUCAUUGCAAUUUUCUGAAGUAGAGGUAUACUCUUACCCCUAUCUUACAGGUGCCUGUGCACAGAGAGUCUGAUGGGACAGAGAGUGGAAAUAGGCUGUGUGCUGCUCAGUUGCCUUCUUCAGAAGAAGGAUUUUAGUGUGUGACCCAUAUUUGGGGCCAUACGUGGAAUUCCCUCUUGGCUUUGCAGCUCCCUUUUAAUACCAUGAGAAAAAAGAACUUGUGCAAGAAGGCAGAAAGCAGACUUUAGGAGGACACUCCUAACCUGUACCGGUAGUGAAUUCGGCACAGGGUGUCACCACUUAGUGUUCCCCUUUCUGUCUCUGUGUUGAUGAUGUUUUAAUAUAUUUUGUUUCCUUUUUGUCUUGAAGUACUAUUUUUUAAAUCUUCCAUGAAAGGUUUAUAAGAUAUGUUACAGUCACCUAGGGAGGCUGGAGUUGGUCCAAAGAACAAAUAGAUGUUUAGACAAGUUUUUAUUAAUAAAUGUGUGUAUGCAUUGUACACGAAGCUUGAAAUAGGCAACUCUUUUUCAGUCUUAUAUGCUUAUCUCUAAGUCUGAAAAGCAUGCAAUGGAGUGCUUCCAAAAGCGUUGUAACGAAAGAGGUGGUCACAAAAGGAAAAUGGCUAUAAUGGGGAAGUGUAAAAAUAAUAAAGAAGCAAAUUAUGUAUAAAGAGCUUGGUUCUGCAGCUCCACACGGUUUCAUCAGCUUACUACAGUUCCAUGACAAUUCAGCACCUGAAGCAAGCUUUCAUUGGGUGAUGUUUCAGGAAAGCACUUACAGGUGUGCUUUGCUUUAAGCAGCAGAGGUAGAACAUAUUUAAGUAGAUCCUCAACUGGAGAUUUUCUUUUAAUCAAACCAUAUGGCAAUAAGAAGCAUUUUAUUAAUAAAAGCAAGAAACUGUUAGGGCAUGAACUAAGGGUGAGUUUCUUUAGGCAGGCUCUGGCAUUUCACUGAAGAAGCCGUUGCAUCCCUUUCCAUGCAGUAUUUGGCCUCAUCCGCCUUCUUUACUUCAACAAAUGGCUUCAGCUUGGUGGGCAGCGUGAUGAGUCCCUCUUGAAUAGCAUAAAGAUUCAGAUGUUUCUCAUCCUAACUGUAGGAAAUAACAUGGUACCUCAGUAGCCAGUGUGCUGACUUGGUAAACAAUUUGCUUUCAUUGUGACCGAGAAGUGUAUACAACUGGAGAUGAGUAGUUUUUAUGAUUCACUUGGUGGUAGAACUGCUUUUACCUGCCAGUCUAAAUAUUUACACAGAAGAAGCCUUGUGUAUGUUAAAAUGUGGAGUAUGUGAGAAGUGGUUAUUGUGCAUCUGUGGCACCCACUUUACAACACUUUGCACUCGGAUUCAUCUAAACCUGAUUAGACUGUGCUGUCCGCUAACUUUUAAAUUUCAUUUUGGAAAUUUUGAGUGUGUUGUGCAAAGGCAGCAAUCAUCCAAAAUAAAUUUGGGUAGAGUCCUUUAUUAUAUGCGUUUUAUUAUUUUUAUUCUUAUUGGACUGAAGUCGAUACAAGAUUCAUGUCUUGGAUGUCAUAUUUUUUCAAACUGCAUUGUAAUUUUAUGGCUGAUGUGUUCAAACCCUGAAAAAGGUUCAUGAUGAGAACGCUGACACGGCCUUAACUGUAGUGGUGUGAACAUGCUGCUACUGUAUAGCGUGUAAUUAUAACAUUAGCCUGUCUUAAAAAUGUUGUUCAAUAGAGAAUGAAUAAGGUAUAUUUUAGAUACAACUUUAUAAGCACUAUAACCUCUUCACUAAUUAAGCAUUGUAAGUUCUAUGCUGUUUAAACUGGCAAAUUGCUGUUAAAAGCAAAAUGUGCAUUAAAUACAAUUCCAACCUUGUUUGAUAGGUUUCUUCUUUCUUUAAGAAAUAAUACUAAUUUUUAAAAUACACUAAGUUGCCUUCUAUCAGCAAUCUUGUAAUAGUUCUGACCGUGGAGCUGGCACAGUGGUUGCACAAAGCACCUAUCUAGAAAUACUAAAAAAGAAGCAGGCAAGAUCACAUCGGCAGCCAUUCUAUCAUAAUUAGCAUGCUGAGCAGCCUUUGAAAAUUUGCCCUUUUGAAUCUGCAGUGGGAAUAUUUGAGCUGGAGGAAAAUAAGCCAGAGAACUUCAGUUGCAAUAAAGAAAAUAGAGAUUUAGAUAUAAAUAGCACCUAUGAAUAUGAAAAAAAAAAAAGGCAGGGAAUCCCUUAAUAUUUAUUGUAUUUAUUAAUACUCUGGUCUGGAUAUGAACUGAAUGUUAUUCUGGUAUUCACAGACUGUCCCUGGGCCGUGCCCUUCACUCUCUCAAAAGAGAUGUAGCAAAUAGAGGUUUAGAAAUGUGUAAUGAAAAAUCCUCCAGGAAGAGGUGAAGAAAGGAUGGGAAGAGGGGUUCCUCAGUAUUGGAGAUGCAGUGCCCCCUACAGGACGGCAACACACGUGAAAGGUGGAAAGAGGGGGGGGGGUGACGGAAAAAGAGUGUGGGGGUGAAUGGAAAAGACCCAUGUUUGUGUUGGAUGGGGCAACCUGUGACCCAAAAAUCUGAACUCUGUAGUCAAAAUGCAGAGCCCUGGGUGUGCCAAGUGUCUGACCAGAGGCAUUACAACCAAGGUAGAACUAACCAUAACUUUACUGAGUCAUGGCGCUAAGACCAGUCAGAAGCACACUGGCAAAGGUGCUUUCCUGGAGAUUUAACCUCUCCCUUGUAUCUGUAGUCUGUCCAUGAGAGUAUCAUCCAGGGAAGGGAAACUCCAGCUCCUGCCUGCCCAAGUUCAGCCUGAGGGUGUCAAAUAGAAAGUUGUCCGUUUCGGAGAGAGUGUUCCAACUGUCAGGCUGCCAGGCUCUUGCAAAACGCAUCUUGUGCCUCCCUUUACAAGGUGGCUGCUGUAAGCAGCUAGAAGGAGAGUAAACAAAGAAACUUCCUCCGUAGCUUCUGUACUUGGGCCAUCUGGCUGGGAGCUGCUGCAGGGACCUGUGGGCAUACACCAGCCUUCCCUUUUUAUCUCUCCCAGCAUGUAAGGAAAGGGACGUGAUUUUUCCAGCUGCGUCACCCUGGACAUUUUGCAUAUGCUUUUUACAUUUUGGAGCAGUGUUACCAAUAACUCCUAAUGGUAAUGGAUGAAUAUAACCUGUGGAAGUGAUGUUAAAUAUCAAAUACAAUGCUUAUAGAAGUACAUGCACAGCUGGGCAGAGGGAACGUGUGUCUCGCCGUGGGAAUAGCUAUCUAAUGCUGUUAGUUUUGAUGCCAGUACUAAACGCAAAGCAUGAGUAAUUUUGCAGCUUAAUGUUCAGUACUAAACAGUAAAUGAAAGGUCAGUCCAACAUGUUAACUGUCAUGGAAUAGUAAACGCUACGUUAAUUGCUGCAUGCAGCCAGCUUGGAUUUUUGGUGUGUCUGUUGUCAAGUUUUGAGCAGCAUGGUCCAGAGCCUUGUCCUGAUUACCUCCCCCCAGUCAAAUGACAAAGCCUCAAAUUAAAGGAUAAACUUUAUGCCUGGGCUUUUUAGGCAGCAUACUGGGAGUUUGUGCUUUGAAUGCUUAAAAGCCACACUGGGGAAGAGGUAGGGGUCAUUUCCUGAUCUGAUUGGAGCCGAAAUCUGGGUUGAAGUGUAGUUUUGCAUUUUAUUGAGAUUUUCCUUUCUUGCUCUUCAUUUCUGAAGCACAGAAAUUUAGCAGCUCUCAUUGCACUUUCACACUUACUUUGUUUUUCGCCCUGCCCAGCACUAGAGCAGAUAGGAACCACCCCACACAAAUGAGAGAGAAUUAUAAAGGGAAAGGGCUGCUACUAAUUUUCCCCAGGCCACACGGGCUGAGAGCUCAGUGGUGUCCAGUGAGCCACGUACAUCAGUGUCGGAUGCACAACCUACAGCGUCCCCAGGUCCAAGCUGAUAGGAUUCAAUUUCUGUACUGGCAGCAGUUCUGCCUCAACUUUUGCACUUAAAAACCUCUCUUCAGGGAGUGACGCGUUGUGCGGUAGUCAUGCAGGGCUGCCAGUACGCAUUGCAGGGUAUCUGCAGUGACAAAGUCCACAGCAAUAGCCAUAAGGUCUGCUUUUCAUGAGUUUGUUGGUAGAAAUCCUGAAAUUGUGCCUUUGAGCAAAUACGUGAAAUAUUUGUUGAAAUCUGUAUUUAUAAACAUGUUGCUGUCUGAAUUCACAACAUAAUUCUGCUAGUUCUGUUCUCUGAUUAGUUCAAUGUAUACCCUGUGUUGUGUGAGGUAAACCUACAUUUCGGGUAAUUAAUACUUUUUUGGUAAUCAAACCUCAAAGCAAGAUUUGUUUCAUGCAAUUAUUCAGAGAAAACGUGAGCUAAAGAGAAAGCUGUGAGGAAUAGGUUGGCAACUUAAUUCACCAGAUGGAAAUUUUGCAAGGAACAUGUUACGAACAGAGAAGGACUUGUGGGUGAUGCGAUGGUUGGUGGCCAUCUUGGGCACAGUGAUCACAAAAUGAUAAAAGUUUUCGAUUCUUGGAGAAGUGAGGAGGGCGGUCAGCAGAAUGGCCAUCUUGGGCUUCCAGAGGGCAGGCUUUGGCCUCUUUAGGGGCCUGGUUGAGAGAGUCCCUUGGGAGGCAGUCCUGAAGGGCAAAGGGGUCCAGGAAGGCUGGGCAUUCUUCAGGAAGGAUGU